AUGGAUGCUGCCAAAGUUCGGUCCAUUUGGAUUAAAAAUGAAACCAUUGACGCUAGUUUAGAAAAACAAUAUACUGACGAAGCAAUGAAAUGGAGGAAUGUAUUGAAAAGGUUGAUAAAAAUUAUACUUUCCAUAACAGCAGGAAAUUGUGCUUUAAGAGGAAAUGAAGGAAGCCUUAAAAUCAAGAAUGCCACCGAAGGAAACUUUUUAAGAACAGUUCGAUUACUCGCAGAGUUUGAUCCUAUUCUAAAUAGUAUUUUACAUGACGAAAAUCAAAAAAUUAAGUAUCUAAACUCUACUCAAGACAUAACCAAACAAGACCAAGUUAGUCUUGUAAUUCGUUAUACCACAUUAGAUUUUGAAAAGAAACAAAUACAAAUUAAAGAGUCAUUUCUUGGUUUUUAUUUACUAUCCCAUCAUAGUGCAGCAAAUUAUGUGGAACUUUUACAAAAAACUUUAAUGAAAUUGGAUUUAAAUAUUAUGAAAUGUCGGGGUCAAGGGUACGAUGGGGCAGCAGUGAUGAGUGGUUCAAUAACAGGUGUUCAAAAACGAAUUUGUGAUAUUGUGCCCAACGCUACGUUUGUUCAUUGCUGUUCCCAUAAUAUAAAUUUAGUUUUAUGUGAUGCUGCUAAAAGUUCAAGGAAAAUACAAUCAUUUUUUGAUAGUGUGCAAGACAUUUAUAAUUUUUUUAGCUCAAGUUCACCAAGAUGGGCUCAGCUAGUCUUUGGUGAAGAGUACGGGAUGAAAAUAAAUAAAAUAACUUUAAAAAAAGUGUGUCCUACUCGGUGGGAAGCAAGACAUAAUGCUUUAUUUUCAUUAAAACAUAGGUUUGUUGAUGUUUUGAAAGCUCUUUCUAAUAUCCAGCUUUCAAGUUCCAAAAAAGAUGAAAUAAAUAUGGCUACAACUUUAAAAAAAAAAAUGGAAAAUGCUGAAUUUGUAAUUAUCCUAUGUAUAUGGAAACCCAUUUUAAAAUCUUUACAAGUGGCCUCAAAGAGUAUGCAAUCAGUAAAUUUAAGCUUACAAAGAGCAUCAACACAAUUAGAAAGUGCUAUUUUAAUUAUAGAAAAGUUGCGGAAUCAAUAUGACCAAAUAUUAGAAGAUUCAAGAAAUCCACAAGCAAAUUCCUCCAACUCAAAUGAUGUAAUAAAUAACUGGUUUUGUAGUGUUAAUGAUGAAUCAAAUAGUGAAGAAAAUAAUUUGGAGGUUGAUGAUACUAGUGCAAAUGUUGAUGUUACUGAAUUGUCGAUAAUACUUUCAAAUUCAAAUUAA
Acyrthosiphon pisum (pea aphid) is the source of this 1269-nucleotide messenger RNA. RefSeq names its product zinc finger MYM-type protein 1-like. Lineage: Eukaryota; Metazoa; Arthropoda; Insecta; Hemiptera; Aphididae. The record is from RefSeq and is a predicted model, not a curated record. Bases 1 to 1269 code for a protein of 422 amino acids. The transcript has 3 exons.